CGUGCAGCCAGCUCAUGUGGUUAACGCGAAUACACCACCUUCCUUUUCCCACACCGAGUUGGUCAUACCAAAUGGACCUCCGCCGCCGCUCGUGCUCGCUACGUUGCCCCCGUCCAACUAUCUGUCCGUGGAAUCCGUUGUGCAUCUCGAUGUUCCGGAGACCAUUCAAAUGGAGCAAAUCGCGAGGGAAUCUCAGGAGUGGGACCGUCAAUGGCAACAUGAGAUUGCCUACGUGUUACAUCGACUAUUUCGUCUAGGACUGCGGAUGAGGGAGCGAAAGUUCAAGCCCGCAUUGAGGAAGCGCAUCUUGAAAUGGAUGCGCAGAGAGAACGUCGAGGCGACGGCUUCCCCAAGAGAAGAAUUCUCGAUGAUACAUGUGGCAAUUCUCGUACCUUCACUGGUGGCAACCGCACCAGGACGUAGUUGGACGCAAAUUACGCAACAGUCCGCGCUGAAUAAAGCGAGAGAGAUUUUGUCAUCGAAGGAAUCCAUGAGGGAAGCAAUGCUGCUGGAGGGGCAGGAAGCGUUGGACAUGGUGGAUCUGCUGGAUCAGACAGCGGACGUGUUCUCAGGCAUUUAUCGUCAACGGGCGAUGUGGCUUCUAAGCAGACUCUGCAAGAGAUGCGGCCUGCUUCCAAGCUCCUGCUGCAUCUCAGAGGUACUGCAGCGCAUAACUCGCGAUCCAUUGUUCACCGGAGGUUUUGCCGACGUUUAUCGUGGUCAAUUGGGGUCGAGGGACGUCGCGCUGAAGGUCCUGCGGGUAUUCGGAGGGAGCUCCGGUAGGAAUGACGUUCUCAAGGCAUUCUGCAAAGAAGCAGCCCUAUGGAAGCGAUUGCGACAUCCGAACGUGGUACCAUUCCUCGGAGUGUCAACCACAGCGUUCGAAGGAAGGCUAUGUCUCCUUAGCCCUUGGCUCGCACACGGGCAUGUCAGGAUGUAUCUGGAGGAUCAUCCCGACUCGAAUCGCCUCAAGUUCCUCUUGGACGUUACGCUGGUCCUUGAAUACCUGCACAGCUUGCGAGUCACUCAUGGGGAUCUUAAAGGUGUCAACAUUCUCAUUGAUGAUGAUUUGAGGGCUCGACUUGCGGACUUCGGAUUGACCGUGAUCAGUUCCGAUCCUUCCGUGGCACAAGCGAUGGACGUCACGACCGCCAUGCAGGAGGCGGGGUCAACCCGGUGGAUGGCGCCCGAACUCUUUGACCCCAGCGUACCUUGCGCACCGAACACCGCCUCCGAUAUAUAUGCCCUUGCGAUGGUCUUUUGGGAGAUCUUUGCCGGAGAAAACCCAUUUCCCGAAAUGCGCAUGGAGCCUGCUGUAAUUCAGAAGGUUUCUCGAGGAGAUCGCCCCCCUCGUCCACUAUUCGGUUUAUCCUUAGGGCUGUCAGAUCCGAUAUGGGCUUUGAUGGAACGAUGCUGGCAACAUCAAAGUGCUCUUCGUCCGGGAGUGGAGGAGAUCGUUCCAAUUGUCCAAAAGGCGCAUGCUGCGUUCAUUCCAGCGCGCGCUACGAUGCCGAGGAAACCAGAUGCAAACGAUGAUCGUUCUUCGUUGGACGCAUUGUUCGUCGACAAGUAG
Punctularia strigosozonata HHB-11173 SS5 is the source of this 1573-nucleotide messenger RNA. Its product is annotated as kinase-like protein. The transcript is spliced from 7 exons. NCBI's taxonomy places the organism in Eukaryota, Fungi, Basidiomycota, Agaricomycetes, Corticiales, Punctulariaceae. The record is from RefSeq and is a predicted model, not a curated record. The coding region runs from base 170 to 1573 and encodes 467 amino acids. Gene Ontology annotation, biological process: protein phosphorylation. Gene Ontology annotation, molecular function: protein kinase activity; ATP binding.